Molecule: messenger RNA, 1962 nt
Organism: Trichoplax adhaerens
Lineage: Eukaryota; Metazoa; Placozoa; Uniplacotomia; Trichoplacea; Trichoplacidae
Exons: 12
Coding region: 1-1962 (653 amino acids)
Biological process (GO): tRNA wobble uridine modification
Cellular component (GO): cytoplasm; nucleus
Molecular function (GO): tRNA binding; S-adenosylmethionine-dependent methyltransferase activity
Source: RefSeq, a predicted model, not a curated record
AUGGAUUGCAAUGUGCAAAACAAUGAAAGGAUAAAGUUAAACAAGGCACAGAAGAAAGCACUACGAAAACAGCAACGUGCCAAGCGAAUCCUUGAUCGACAUAAUGUUUUGAAUGAGUUUAAAGUCAGUGAUCAACCUUCUAGGCAUUUACUCAUCAGCAAUGGAGGAUUGGGUUGUGGUAUAACUCGAACAAUCUUAACAUCGGUGUUUGGCCGAUAUGGACAAAUUACUAAUAUCAUCAUGUUACCUGAUAAACCGUUCUCUGUCUUGUCUUAUCAAACAGUAACCGAUGCAAAGCAAGCAUAUGAUAAUAUCCAUGCCAUUGAAUUGAUCGCCUUUUGUGAUACCGAUGUCAAGUACUUGGUAAAAUCGGGUAUUAAGGCGUUUAUUCUCAAUUACUUGGAAGAUUAUUUUUGCGAAACCAAUAAAGACUCUAACUUAGGCUAUCCUGAAGGAUUGUUAUUAAUUCAAAAUUAUGUCAGUGAGCAAGAAGAAGAUGAAUUAUUGCAAAGUAUAGGUUGGUACACCAAUCACGGUCAAGCUUCUCAUGAUACUCAUCCGUGUCAAACCGUGCAAUCCGAUCGGGAAUCAAUGCAGCGACGCCUUAAGCAUCGUCAUGUAAAACACUAUGGCUACGAAUUUCGAUAUGAUACAAAUACAGUGGAUAAAGAUAAACCCUUACAUGCCACAAUACCAAGUAAAUGUAGAUAUAUCUGUCAACGUAUGACAGACGACGGUUAUAUCCAACAUCAACCUGAUCAACUAACAGUGAAUGAAUACAUGCCUGGCCAAGCAGGGAUACCCCCUCAUAUUGAUACUCAUUCUGCGUUCCAAGACCAGAUCGUUUCACUAUCGCUGCUGUCUCAGAUUGUGAUGGACUUUCGGCAUCCGGAUGGAACUCGAAUAUCGAUUAAUUUGCCUAGACGCAGCCUAUUGGUGAUGUCAGGCGAAUGUAGGUACUUAUGGAGCCAUGGAAUUACACCUCGAAAAUAUGAUGUGGUUUGUGAUGACAAUGACAACAAUAGCAACAUAACAUUAUUGGAGAGAUCCCGAAGGGUUUCGUUUACUUUUCGAAAAAUUAGACAUUCUCCUUGUAAUUGUAAGUAUCCUAAUUCGUGUGACACACAGCUAAAUCUCCUUUCAAAAGCUGAAGUAAAUUGCAAUCCAUGUACUGAUAAAGAAGCCGCAAGCUUAGAACGUGAAUAUGUAUAUAAUAUAUAUGACAAUAUUGCGGAUCAUUUUAGCGGGACUCGACAUUCCCCUUGGCCAGUGAUUGCCAACUUUCUUACUAGUCUACCUGAAGGAUCUAUGGUAUUAGAUAUCGGUUGUGGUAAUGGUAAAUACAUGAAUGUCAACAAAUCUUUGUAUAUGGUUGGAUGCGAUCGCAGUAGCGGCCUAGUAUCUAUUUGCGGGGAAAGAGGUUUUGAGGUCAUCCUUUGUGAUAUUUUGAAUUUGCCCUUUCAGUCUCAGGCAUUUGAUGCUUGCAUUUGUAUAGCCGUCAUUCACCAUUUAUCAACAACGAAAAGAAGAAUUGAAGCAUUAAAAGAAUGUAUUAGAAUAUUAAGACGCGAUGGUGUAGCGUUAGUAUAUGUGUGGGCUUUGGAGCAAGAUCAGAGAAAUAUUGAUAAAGAAAAAAUGAAACAUAAUACUUCUGCUAAUUUAUCGACGGACGGGGUAUUGACUAAUCGAGAAGCAGAUACCGGCGUGCGUAAGUUCAAGCUUAGACAUUUCGAAAAACAAGACCUUUUAGUGCCGUGGCAUUAUAACAAUCGUCAUAAUAAGAAAUUUGAAAAUGUGGCAAAUAAUUCAGCUUCAAAUCAAACUCUCUAUCAUCGUUACUAUCACGUCUUUAUGGAAUCUGAAUUGAUAUCGAUGUGCAAGGCAAUAAAUAAUGUUACUAUUCGUGAGAGCUUUUAUGAUCGUGGAAACUGGUGUGUGAUCUUGAACAAAAUUUCUGAUUAA